Molecule: messenger RNA, 2429 nt
Organism: Heterocephalus glaber (naked mole-rat)
Lineage: Eukaryota; Metazoa; Chordata; Mammalia; Rodentia; Bathyergidae
Gene: Dkc1
Product: dyskerin pseudouridine synthase 1
Biological process (GO): mRNA pseudouridine synthesis; rRNA pseudouridine synthesis; snRNA pseudouridine synthesis
Cellular component (GO): box H/ACA snoRNP complex
Molecular function (GO): pseudouridine synthase activity; RNA binding
Source: RefSeq, a predicted model, not a curated record
GUGUGGGUGGGCGGGGCUUAGCGGCGCGGCCUGACGGGACGCCGGCGGCGGGAGUCUGCAGUCGCAACCUCGGCGGUGGCCCGGUGUGCAAGCGUGCGGUGCGGUGCAACAUGGCGGACGCGGAAGUAAUUGUUUUGCCAAAGAAGCAUAAGAAGAAAAAGGACCGGAAAUCUUUACAAGAAGAAGAUGUGGCCGAAAUACAACACGCUGAGGAAUUUCUUAUCAAGCCAGAAUCCAAAGUGGCUCAGUUGGACACAUCGCAGUGGCCUCUGUUGCUCAAGAACUUUGAUAAGCUCAACGUAAGGACAACACAUUACACACCUCUUCCUUGUGGUUCAAACCCUCUGAAGAGGGAGCUUGGGGACUAUAUCAGGACAGGCUUCAUUAAUCUUGAUAAGCCCUCUAACCCCUCUUCUCAUGAGGUGGUAGCCUGGAUCCGACGCAUACUCCGCGUAGAGAAGACAGGGCACAGUGGCACACUGGAUCCCAAGGUGACUGGCUGUUUAAUCGUGUGCAUAGAACGGGCCACUCGCUUGGUGAAAUCACAGCAGAGCGCAGGCAAAGAGUAUGUGGGGAUUGUCCGGCUGCACAAUGCUAUUGAAGGGGGGACCCAGCUUUCUAGGGCCCUAGAAACUCUGACGGGUGCCCUAUUCCAGCGACCCCCGCUUAUUGCUGCAGUGAAGAGGCAGCUCCGAGUGAGGACGAUCUAUGAGAGCAAAAUGAUUGAAUACGACCCUGAAAAGAGAUUAGGGGUCUUCUGGGUGAGUUGUGAGGCCGGCACCUACAUCCGGACGCUGUGCGUGCAUCUUGGGCUGUUGCUGGGAGUUGGCGGUCAGAUGCAGGAGCUUCGGCGGGUCCGUUCUGGAGUAAUGAGUGAAAAGGACCACAUGGUGACAAUGCAUGAUGUGCUUGAUGCUCAGUGGCUGUAUGACAACCACAAGGAUGAGAGUUACUUGCGGCGAGUUGUUUACCCUUUGGAAAAGCUGUUGACAUCUCAUAAGCGGCUGGUUAUGAAAGACAGUGCAGUCAACGCCAUCUGCUAUGGGGCCAAGAUCAUGCUUCCAGGUGUUCUCCGCUACGAGGAUGGCAUUGAGGUCAACCAGGAGAUCGUGGUCAUCACCACCAAGGGGGAAGCGAUCUGCAUGGCUAUUGCAUUAAUGACCACAGCAGUGAUCUCUACCUGCGACCAUGGUAUAGUGGCCAAGAUCAAAAGAGUGAUCAUGGAGAGGGACACUUACCCUCGGAAGUGGGGCUUAGGGCCCAAGGCAAGUCAGAAGAAACUGAUGAUCAAGCAGGGCCUUCUGGACAAGCACGGCAAACCCACCGAAAGCACCCCUGCCACCUGGAAGCAGGAGUACGUCGACUACAGUGAUUCCAGCAAGAAAGAAACAGUCGCUGACGCAGUAAAAACAGCACAGUUAGUUGCUGAAGUGGCAAAAGCCCCACAGGUAGUUGCCGAGACAGUGAAAGUCACAAAGCGGAAGCGAGAGAGUGAGAGUGAGAGUGGGAGUGAGGAGACCCCUCAAGCAGCAGCCCCCAAGCUGUCCAAGAAGGAAAAAAAGAAGAAGAACAAGGCCAAGAAGGCCAAAGCUGCUGCAGAGAGUGGGGGCGAGCCUGGAGUCGGGGACAGUGAUACCACCAAAAAGAAGAAGAAGAAGAAGAAGGCAAAAGUGGUGGAAGUGGUGUCUGAGUAGCGAAGGCCACUUUGAGCUGAGCAAUUGUGUCCAGGUGGCAGGAAGAAUGGAAGGCUUACCGAGAAGACAUGGUUCCUUUUGUUGAGGGAGUGGAACGAAGGUCCUGGACAGGGUGGAGAAUCCUGGCACAUUUAGCUGCUCCCUGAGUCCUCAGUGGCGUUACCUGGUAUGCUCAUCCCAUCUUGUCCUGUUUUAAGGAUAUGGUUGAUGAAAGAGGCGCAUUUUAUGUCACUGACCUGUCUGCCUGUGUGCAUUUGAAGCUUCACCUUCAGACCCAGUACCGCCCAGUAACUGUGCAGCUGUUUACUAAUGGUUGUUUUUAACAACAUUGUAGUCCUCUCCUGGUGUGCUUUUUUCUUAUCUCCUCUGUUUAAAAAGUUUGUAAAAAUUAUACAGUGGAUUGGUGUACAACCAUCACUAAGUGAAAGAAUAGAGCUGACCCGUGUUGUUCACUGGGGUGGUCUUGUCUCUGAUGUCCUUUGAGGACAGUGUCUUCUGGUGGCGGGGGUGGUGUCCCUUUAUGUUUCUGGCCUAGCUGUCAUUCCUGUGUGCAUUUCUCCAAGCUAGUAUGUACAGCAGCGUUCACCCAAAUCCAUCUGGCUACUCUGUUUGUGGUGGAAACCAAGCUGUUCUGUGUUUUAGCCCUCAUUUACUUUUGAGGAAUGAAUUUGCUCGUUGCUAGAAGAAUGUUGUGAUUUUUACAUAUUAAAGUUGAUUCGUGACGUUUUUUAAGUA